GGGCCAUCUCCGUGUAUCCGUCGCCCCUUUCUCCCCUCACCGUCAGUCGCGAGGAUGAGCGGGCCCUCUGUUGGCCGUGCUACCCCGCCGCCGGGUAGUCCCACUUUUGUGCCGAUCUCCCAGUCGCCAGAUUACAUGGCCUUCCGGCGACUGGUUGCCCACCAAAAGAAGAUCUGCCAAGUGGCAUAUGGCAAGUGCUACGAAUGGGGCUUUUACGACUGCAAACCUCUGAACUCCUCCAACAUCUCGCUGAAGAGCAUGCCGACGCUGUUGUGCAUCCCGCACAUCGGUGGUACCGCGGCCAGCUUCUUCCGUCUGGCGUCCACCCUCUCAGCGCGCGGGUUUCGAGUGAUUGCCGUGGACUAUCCCCCGGUUGACUCGCACUUUGAGUUUGGCGACUCAUUGAACAAGUUCCUCGAGUCACUGGACAUCGACCAGGUCCACAUUUUGGGCAAUGCGCUCGGCGGCUUCCUGGCCCAGCACUUCGCCUUUGUCCACCCGCAGGGGGCCAAGCGCGUUCUUUCGCUGGUCCUCAUCAACUCCUUCUGCUCGACGCGUCUCUUUUCGAUGAACACUCCGUACAUGGGAUUCUUCAACUGGGCCCCGGAGUUUGCCCUCAAGCGCAUCCUCCUGCGCAACCUUCCGCAGAAGGAGCUCCCGCCGGCACUGGCCGACUCCAUUGACUUCAUGGUUGAUCAGAUCGAGUCCCUGAGCCGUGAUACCAUUGUCUCGCGUCUCAUCCUGAACACCAUCUCGUUGACCCUCUCGCCGGCCCUCAUCCGAGCGGCGUACACGAACCGGAGUUGCGCGGUCCGACGCGUGACCCUGGUCGAGAGCAUGGAGGCCGAGGAUGACAACUCCGACGCGGUGGCUGUCUCCACGCAACUGCGCGACGAGUGUCGCGAGUGCUAUACGGCUGCCUUCGCCUCCCUGACGCCGGAUGUGGAUCCGGCUGUCGCGGCCGCCGAUGCCGGAAUACAGCCCGGCUCCAGUCUGCCCAACGACGGGGUGAUCGGCGAAGUCCGUUCGGCUUACAUCCGCGGCGGCGGGAACUUCCCCUUCCUUUCGCACACCCAGGAGCUGGCCAUGCUGGUGCGCGUCCACAUGCUGCCCUUUAGCGAGCUUGCCCAGGAGGCGGAGGCCACCGCCGCCCCCGAUGGCGUGGCUGUGCCCGACGCGGGCACCAGCGCCGGGUCACCGGACGCCAGCGACCAUGAAGAUUGCGACAGUUCGCCACCGGUGAUCGUCCUGGCGGACGAUGUCAUCCCCGUGGGCGAUGCCUCAGACACCAGUGAUGUCGAUGGUAAUACCGCGGCCAGCGCCGGCGAUGUUGAUGGGAACGCCACGGAUGGCAGCAACUAAUGGUGUGGGGCACACGCACGGGUGCACAUGGUGUGUGUGUGUGUGCGCAUAUUUCUGUGUAUGUGCAUCCUGCACCGGUUUCCCUCCCUUGUAUCUACAGCAUGUUCCCUCCCCAAUCUACCGACCAUCC
Molecule: messenger RNA, 1492 nt
Organism: Fonticula alba
Lineage: Eukaryota; Rotosphaerida; Fonticulaceae
Exons: 5
Coding region: 55-1362 (435 amino acids)
Source: RefSeq, a predicted model, not a curated record